UGAGCCUCCAGCCAAUCUAUAUUCAAUACGCUUCACCAACAACACCUCCAAUCUUGGUUUACGAUCCGUCAAAAUGGACAUCUGGCAGCGAAAUGUUCGUAUGAUACAUCAGAUCAGCGAGAUACUGGACCUCGACUCCGCAAAAUCAGAUACAGUCGCCGAUCUCAUUGAGCUCAUUGAAGCAAUGCGAGAAGGGCUUUCUCAAGUUAACGAAGAAUUCCGGAUCGCAGACUCCCAAAUCAAUAUCCUAUUUCUUAAUAAGCUAAAGACACGGCCAGAAUGGAAGAGCUGGGCGACGGAUAUGCUUUGUAAUAGUCGAUUGAACUCUUCAAAUCCGAUUGACAAAAUGACCUUCCAAGAGGUUUCAGAGUUGGCUAUGAGACACGAAAAAGUCAUGAAGGGGAAGAAGAGAAAUAUCCAACAUGCGCGGAGUAAAAGCACACCUCAUUCUUCUCUUGACGCACCUUCGGAUUCUCGAAAACUUACGCAGGAGGAGAUAAACGCAUUCGUUGUGCAGCAGAUGAAACGAGAUGAAAAGGCGCCACGACACAAUGGAACUAUUAGGCGGCACAGCAAAAAGCCCAGUCAAGAGGAGAUUAAUCAGUAUGUUGUUCAGCAGAUGCGUCGGGAACAAGAGCGCAAGACCAGGAUGAGAAGCCACAGUCAGCCGGAGCCGAGAGCGCAAGGAACCCAUGUGCGAUCAACGCCCACGCGCUGUACUUUCUGCGGCGAGUCGUCUCACCAAUACAACAAUUGCUGGCGUCGCUUCAGGGUGGCUGUUGAGGUACCACAUGGCAACUUUGUGCCGAAGCGUGUCGAAUUUAGGACAGAAAUUCCAGGCCAACCUCCUAUGUAUCGAUCGGGAUUUAGUCUUGUUUAGGACCGUACUUUUGUCCUCUCCGAGUCCGACGAUGACGAGGACAUAGAACCGACAUUACGGUUGGAUACGAUUACACAAAAUACCGCUUCCCCAUCUUUAUUUACGUAGAAUCUCGGGUAAGA
Messenger RNA from Aspergillus pseudonomiae, 1002 nucleotides. RefSeq lists its product as uncharacterized. The coding region runs from base 74 to 880 and encodes 268 amino acids. The record is from RefSeq and is a predicted model, not a curated record. NCBI's taxonomy places the organism in Eukaryota, Fungi, Ascomycota, Eurotiomycetes, Eurotiales, Aspergillaceae. The transcript has a single exon.